AUGGCACCCUCUCUCGAGGCCCCAGAGGCUGUAGACGAUGUCCUCGCCAAUCCGAUCAAGCAGAAGCCACAACUAGUUGCGCCAGAGCCCCAGAACUGUGUUGGCCCUGAUUCAGAGCAAGCCGGUAAAGCGGAUGCAUGCGCCGGGUGUCCAAACCAGGCCAUCUGCGCAUCAGCGCCCAAGGGACCAGACCCUGAUAUCCCUAUCAUCUCGGCGCGUCUGGAGAAUGUCAAGCACAAAAUCCUAGUACUGAGCGGAAAGGGCGGCGUCGGAAAGAGCACAUUUACAUCUCUAUUGGCACACGCCUUCGCGACAAAUCCAGACAGCACCGUGGGUAUCAUGGACACUGAUAUCUGUGGACCCAGUAUUCCCAAGAUGAUGGGCGUGGAGGGCGAGACUGUGCAUGUCAGUGGUACAGGUUGGUCACCCAUCUGGGUCAUGGACAACCUCUCGGUCAUGAGUAUUCAGUUUCUAUUGCCCAACCGGGAUGACGCUGUCAUUUGGCGGGGUCCCAAGAAGAACGGUCUGAUAAAGCAAUUUCUCAAGGAUGUGGAAUGGGGUGACCUUGACUUUUUACUUGUCGACACACCACCAGGCACAAGCGAUGAGCAUCUGAGUGUAAACUCAUUCCUGAAGGAGAGUGGGAUCGAUGGUGCUGUCAUGGUCACCACACCACAGGAGGUAUCACUUUUGGACGUGAGAAAAGAGAUCGACUUCUGCCGCAAAGCCGGCAUCAGGGUGUUAGGUCUUGCAGAGAACAUGAGCGGCUUCGUCUGCCCCAAGUGCUCAACCGAAAGUCAGAUCUUUAAAGCAAGCACAGGAGGAGGACGUGCGCUGGCUGAAGAGAUGGGCAUUCCCUUCUUGGGAUCAGUGCCCUUGGACCCUAGAAUCAGGAUGGCAUGUGAUUACGGAGAGAGUUACUUCGACUCAUUCCCAGAUAGCCCCGCCUGCAUUGCGUUUCAAGGAGUUGUGAAGAAUGUUGCGAUGCAGUUGGGAUUGGACACCCAGGAAGUGCUGCCGGAUGAGUAG
Molecule: messenger RNA, 1029 nt
Organism: Fusarium musae
Lineage: Eukaryota; Fungi; Ascomycota; Sordariomycetes; Hypocreales; Nectriaceae
Gene: NBP35
Product: cytosolic Fe-S cluster assembly factor nbp35
Exons: 1
Coding region: 1-1029 (342 amino acids)
Biological process (GO): iron-sulfur cluster assembly
Cellular component (GO): cytosol
Molecular function (GO): ATP binding; ATP-dependent FeS chaperone activity; 4 iron, 4 sulfur cluster binding
Source: RefSeq, a predicted model, not a curated record